AUGUCCAUCGGCGACGUCGAUGCUGUGUUCGACUCGCAUUCCGAACCUUCCGAGUCUGUCGGGAGCGAUGCCGACCGCAACAUUCUAGCGCCUUAUCUUGCUCUCGAAGAGCCUCGACUGGUGCUCGACCUUCGACCGGACUCAGCAUUCCACCGAGCACACCUGGUGAACUCGUAUCACAUCUCGCCUGUAUCGGAGCUCAGGUCUCGAUACAGCUAUCUGCCUCCACGCAACACACCCUUCCUGGUAGUGGCGGAUCUUUCUCAGCAAGACCAAGUGGUUGAGGCAUUCGCUCAGGUUCCGUCGGCAAAAAUCCUCUACCUUGCAGCCGAAGCAUCGGGAUCCAUUGCGACAACUUCUCAGCAUGUCUUGUCCCGCUCGACAUUUUUCAGCUCUGCUGAGCGCUUGAGACUGCUGCGCACGUCUGGAAGCCAUCAGACACGUGUUGCCGCAGGUGAUCACGGAGACGAUGUCCCGAGGCUACUGUUUCGCCCGUCUUAUGCUGUGCGCAGGACUGUUCUCGGCCUCGAAAGCGAUAUGCCGUCUCGCAACAGCGCUCUCAGGGUACUCGAUCUGGGCUGCGGUGCAGCGAGAGACCUUGCCUGGAUCUUGCACGGUUCUCGCACCCGCUCACCGCCGUGUUCCUGGGCCGGCAUCGGUGUUGACAGCUGGAAAGCAGCGCUCUCGCGGGCCGAGCAGAUUGCACUCGACCUAUGGCUCAGCCAAGAAGUCUCUGCUCAUUCACCAUCAUUUCCGCGCUGCGAGAAGCUGUUGUGGGCGAAGUGCAGCGACGAUGGCUAUCUCGAGCCACUGAUUGGCUCCGGCAAAGGCAAGUCCGUGAGGACGGAUGCAGACGAUCCACUUCUGUGGAAGCAAUGUCAGCAGCUCGGCCUCUCGCCGCUGCUCCCAGGACCUGUUGAGUCGGCUGCCAGCACCAACGACGAUGAGACCAAAUUCGAUCUUGUCCUCUGCGUCCGAUUUCACCCACGAGCUCUGCUCCCUCGCCUUGCGCAACUUGUUCGUGCAGGAGGCAUUGUUCUGCUCAGCCAUUUCGUCACCCUGUCUGACGAGCAGCGCGAAGCGGUCGGUCUAGUCCAUCCGAAUUCCUCAGCAGAGUACGAUUCACCGCCGCACGAGGGCCGCAUCCAGCCUGGCGAGAUUGAGGGUUUGGUCGAGGCGUGGAACCAGUCGGAGCUACCUGGUCGCAGCUGGGUCAUCGAGAGCGAUGUCCUUGAGCCCAUAGAAGAUGGAAGGAUAAUCAGGAGUGUUGCUCUUCGUAAGCAUGUACAGUAG
This is a messenger RNA of Pseudozyma hubeiensis SY62, 1293 nucleotides long. RefSeq lists its product as hypothetical. NCBI's taxonomy places the organism in Eukaryota, Fungi, Basidiomycota, Ustilaginomycetes, Ustilaginales, Ustilaginaceae. Bases 1 to 1293 code for a protein of 430 amino acids. The record is from RefSeq and is a predicted model, not a curated record. The transcript has a single exon.